Molecule: messenger RNA, 1647 nt
Organism: Diospyros lotus (date-plum)
Lineage: Eukaryota; Viridiplantae; Streptophyta; Magnoliopsida; Ericales; Ebenaceae
Product: acyl-coenzyme A oxidase 4, peroxisomal
Exons: 13
Coding region: 113-1441 (442 amino acids)
Biological process (GO): fatty acid beta-oxidation
Cellular component (GO): peroxisome
Molecular function (GO): flavin adenine dinucleotide binding; acyl-CoA dehydrogenase activity
Source: RefSeq, a predicted model, not a curated record
GAACGAGAAAGCGAAACUACUUCUUUAAACCACCGACGAUGUCUAUGACUGGAUUCUGUAGCUUGACCAGGCAUUGAAGUUGAACGGCUCCUCUCUCUCUCUCUCUUCAAUCAUGGUCGCCAUGCCCGCUCGAUCGCCAGAAAAUCAAGAUGAGCGAAAUAAAGAUGAGAAGAGUUCGUAUUUCAAUUUACCAGCGUUGGACAUUUCCCUUGCUUUUCCACAGGCAACUCCGGCUUCAGUUUUUCCUCCCUGCACUUCAGACUAUUAUGAAUUUGAUGACCUAUUGACUCCUGAGGAGCAGACCAUCAGGAUGAAGGUGAGAGAGUUUAUGGAAAAAGAAAUAGCUCCAAUAAUGGCAAAGUACUGGGAGAGGGCAGAAUUUCCAUUUCAUGUUGUUCCAAAGCUUGGUGCCCUAGGUAUUGCUGGUGGCACAAUUAAGGGGUACGGAUGUCCAGGUCUGUCCAUCAGUGCAAGUGCCAUCACAGCGGCAGAAGUUGCAAGAGUUGAUGCUAGCUGCUCUACCUUUAUUUUGGUGCAUUCUUCUCUAGCAAUGCUCACUAUUUCAAUAGGUGGCUCUGAAUUGCAAAAAAAUAAGUACUUGCCUUCAUUGGCACAAUUAAAUACCAUAGGUUGUUGGGGUUUGACUGAACCCAACUAUGGAAGUGAUGCAAGUGCUUUGCAGACAACAGCAACAAAGGUUGCAGGAGGUUGGAUCCUUGAAGGUCAAAAGCGCUGGAUAGGAAACAGCACUUUUGCUGAUGUACUGGUUAUUUUUGCUAGGAACACAUCCACAAAUCAGCUAAACGCUUUUAUAGUAAAGAAGGAUGCUCCUGGUCUACAAGCUACUAAAAUAGAAAAUAAGAUUGGCCUGCGGAUUGUGCAAAAUGGAGAUAUUCUAUUGAAGAAAGUUUUUGUUCCUGAUGAGGACAAACUGCUUGGUAUCACUUCUUUUUGGGACAUAAACAAGGUCCUUGCUGCUUCACGUCUCAUUGUUGCUUGGCAACCUAUUGGCAUUUCCAUGGGUGUAUAUGAUAUGUGUCACAGGUAUUUGAAAGAGAGGAGACAGUUUGGAGCACCGUUGGCUGCUUUCCAGAUUCCCCAACAGAAAUUAGUUCAAAUGUUGGGCAAUAUUCAGGCAAUGAUCCUUGUUGGUUGGCGUCUUUGUAAGUUGUAUGAAAAGGAGAAAAUGACUCUAGGUCAUGUUAGCUUAGGAAAGGCAUGGAUCACUUUGAAAGCAAGGGAGACUGUAUCUCUUGGGAGGGAGUUGCUUGGUGGAAAUGGAAUCUUAACGGACUUUUUAGUUGCAAAGGCUUUCUGUGACUUGGAGCCCAUACAUACAUAUGAAGGCACUUACGAUAUCAACACCUUGGUCACAGGCAGGGAAGUCACUGGAAUUGGCAGUUUCAAACCAGCUGCAUUGAACCAGCGCAGCCGCCUGUAAUGUUGCAUACUUUCCCUCUUUUCGCUGGUAUGUUACUGCAAAAGAAAUAAUGGCAACAAAUCAAAAGCUUCUAUGGAUUGUCUUUUGUGAAAUAUAAGGGUGAACUAAAAUUGUAAAUAGAUGUAAUUUCAUUUUGCUCAGGUAACUGUUGGAGAAACUCUAGUUGAAGUUGUUACAAGUACUAAAACCUCUUGCUUUCGAGAACA